Messenger RNA from Dovyalis caffra, 642 nucleotides. NCBI's taxonomy places the organism in Eukaryota, Viridiplantae, Streptophyta, Magnoliopsida, Malpighiales, Salicaceae. The record is from the annotation of a GenBank genome assembly.
AUGUGUUACCAGCAGGCUAGCACAUAUGGGUUUUGUUUUUUUGUUGGUUUAUCGUGCGUAGUUUUCCUCAUCUUCGUAACGUACCAGGAUUUGAAACAUGGCCCUGAUACGGUGAAACCCUCUCUCAACAUAUCUUCCUUGACCUUCACAGAGUUGCACCUUGGUACGGGUAACUCUAAGAAAUUGGACGUCGUCUGGAACGCCAGCCUGAAUGUAUUUGCUAAGAGUCCUAAACCCUCGGCAAGUUUCCGUACAAACAGAGGAUCAUUUGCUGUCAUUAAAUACAAGGAUUUUAGUGUUUCAUGCGGAGAAUUAGUGGAGCAUGAAAAGGAAUUACGCAUGGGUGUUGGAAAUGUAGCAACACUGCAAUUUCAAAGUGAGCCUUGUGGUUUCUCGAAUCAAAUGGAGGAGGAAUUGGGGACUCAGUUAAGCAAUGAUUUAAAUCAAAAACAGGUGAGGCUUGGUUUAAAUUUGAAAUUUCGUUUUAGUUUUAAGAAUAGGGCGUGGAGCUGGGCCAACGUGCUUGUUACUUCAUUUUGUGAUAAUUUGCUCAUUCAAUCUGAUACAGCACAAGGUCAGUGGUUAUUCAAGGAAAACGGAUCUUCGGCUUGUAAAGUAAAUACGCCAGUUAUUAUCCAAUGA